Messenger RNA from Ceraceosorus guamensis, 1779 nucleotides. RefSeq lists its product as hypothetical. The annotation marks the transcript as partial. Lineage: Eukaryota; Fungi; Basidiomycota; Exobasidiomycetes; Ceraceosorales; Ceraceosoraceae. Gene Ontology annotation, cellular component: cytoplasm. The record is from RefSeq and is a predicted model, not a curated record. Gene Ontology annotation, molecular function: NEDD8 activating enzyme activity. The transcript has 7 exons. Gene Ontology annotation, biological process: protein neddylation.
AGCGCUCGACCAGAUGCGCAUACACAGCGGUACGAUCGUCAGCUUCGACUCUGGGCAUCAAGCGGUCAACGUUCGCUCGAAUCCUCCAACAUCCUUUGCGUUGGUAGCUCUUCACUAGCUUGUGCCAUCUUGAAGAACCUCAUCUUGCCCGGCAUUGGUACCUUUACGAUUGUGGACGAUGCCAGGGUAACCCAGGCAGAUCUGGGCGUCAGCUUCUUUCUGGAAGAGGAGUGCAUAGGGAGGAGUAGAGCGGCUGAGCACACACGAUUCUUAUUAGAGCUCAAUCCGCAAGUCAAAGGCCAUGCUGUGCAGUUGCCUCCUUCACAACUUCUCUCCUCCUCCUCAUCCCUCGUUACUUCUGCUACGCUAGUGCUCCUCAUCAACCAGCCCGGCUUUGUGUCGGACGCCAUUGCAGAUGCUGUGUGGCAGCGUGGAGUAGCAGCUGUGCCUGUUCUAGCCGUCAGAGAAUCUGGCUUCGUUGGUGAAGUGAGGGCGCAGAUCAGAGAGGCAGGCGUCAUAGAGACGCACCCGACCUCCACAGACGACUUGAGACUGGCCCUCCCUUGGCCUGAGCUCGCCGCAUUUGCUACCAACUACGCAAUCGAUCCGUCCGACAGCCAUUCCUAUGCGCAUAUACCCUACAUCGUCCUCUUGCUACGAGCCAUUGAGUCUUGGAAAGAGAAGGUCAGUAAUGGACCGCCCCCAAAGUCUUCGGACCGGAAAGCGUUCGCAGCACAUAUUGAUGCAAGCAGAGUGGCUGAAGCUGAAGGCGAAAAUUUCGACGAGGCGCAUGCGGCACUUGGAACCCAUGUCUGGAGAGCAUUCACUGCACCUCCUGUUCCUGAUGACGUGCGGAAGCUGUUCGAGGACCCAGCUUGCCACAGCGUUGGACCGCAAUCCUCCAAUUUUUGGUUGCUUCUGCAUGCGCUCCGAUCCUUUGUCCAAGCCGAAGCUUCAUCUCCAAUCCCAGGCGGUGCUGGCCUUCUGCCGCUGCCAGGAAGUCUUCCAGACCUUAAAGCACUCUCGACGACCUACGUCGAGCUCUCAAAUCUAUACCGCCGCAAAGCGAAGGCAGACCUGGAGCUGCUCAAGCUGCAUUUGGCACAGACCUUACGUACGGCUGGAGUGCCAUCAGAUGCGAUUUCGAGCGAGGAGGUAGAGAGAUUUGCUAAGCUUGCUGGACACGUGAGACUGGUCAGAGGUCGCAAGCUGAGCGAGCAGCGAAGUGCGCCUAACAAGGAAUCGGUCUUGAUGGCACUUCAAGACCCGGUCAAUCCAGUAGUCGUGCCUCAUGCUCUCGCAUUUCUAGCUUCAGAUCGCUUCUACGCAUCACACGGUCGUCUACCCGGGGCCUCCAGGGCCUACACUAGCUUGGUCCAUGGAGAUGCUCCGUCCAACUACUUUCCCCAAAUUCACAACGAGUCCUCUUCGAACGGUCUGGGCUCGUCUCAAGAGAGAGCAAACAAGAGGCAGAAGAGCGACGAGCCAGAAGAUGAGGACGAAGAGCUAGUUGCGAACGAUGUGGCCGUCUUGAAGGGCAUCGCCAAAGAGUUGGCGCAAAGUCUGGGGGUUGAUGACGAUGAAUUAUUAGAGAAGGUCGAGCAGGCAGCCCAUGAAAUCGUGCGCUCUGCUCACAGCGGCUUACCUUCGACGUCGGCUUUGCUGGGCGGUGUGGCAGCACAAGAGGCGAUCAAACUGAUCACGCGUCAGUACCUGCCGAUCGACAACACUUCCAUCUAUGACGGCAUACAACAAGCCAUUGGUACCUUCAACUUGUAG